AUGAGCUUCUCCCGCGGCCCCUCUUUCAAGAAGGAGCAUCUUUGGAUGUAUCUGCAGACGCUCGGCUUCGAGCCGGGCCCAGCCGCCACGGCCUGCGGGAAGGUGGCGUCGCACGCGCACCUCGGAGUGAACAUGUUUGACAAGCCAAACCGUGAUGCCUUUCAAAUAGUGUCUUAUUUCUUGUUUCAAACGCUGGACCAGUCUCUUACCAAAGAAGUUUUCAAAGUUUGUUGGCCUCCAUUUGACCAAAAAAGUGAUACUGAAUUCCGGAAACUUUGCUGUGAAUGGUUAAAAAAAAUUUCUGUGGAAUGUGGAAAUAACUUUCCUCAAGUUGUUGGUUCACUAUUUCUUUCUCCUGGUGGUCCUAAGUUUAUUCACCUGAUGUAUCAUUUUGCAAGAUUUGUAGCAAUAAAAUAUAUAAAAACGUCCAAAAAUUCAUUCAAACAUGUUGCAGAGACAUUUAAUUCAAAGCCACAAGAUUUACACAUGUGCAUUGCCAGGUCCCAUGUAGCACGUAACAGAUUUUUACAGAUUUUACAAAGAGAAGAUUUUGUUUUCCAGAAGUAUCAAGAAAAUUCACAAUUAUUAGAUGAAGAAGUACAAAAUUUGAGAUCAGAAUAUAUAGGACUGCAAAACCAAAUAAAAAACAUGGAACCUUAUGAUGACCAAAGUGAUAUACAAGAAAAAAUUCAAAAGGUUCGGUCUUUGUGGGCUUCAGUGAAUGAAACACUCCUGUUUUUGGAAGAAGAAAGAGAAAUUGUUAAUUCAGUCCUUAGUCUUGCUAACCAAUAUACUUUAGAUGGAACUAAUGUUGCUAUCAAUGUUCCAAGGCUCUUACUUGAUAAAAUUGAGAAACAAAUGUGUCAGUUACACAUAGGAAAUGUUUAUGAGACUGGGAAAUUGAACCUGUUGACAGUUAUUCAGUUAUUAAAUGAAGUCUUGAAAAUAAUGAAAUAUGAAUGUUGUCAGGCUGACCAAGCAAAACUGACAAUGGACCUUUGCUUCCUUGAAAAAGAGACCAAAUUACAGAGAGAAAGAUUAUUGGAUCUGCAGCAUAUGAGGCAUAAAUUAGAAGAAGAUCUUACAACUGUAAAACAUUCUAUUGUUGAAAAACAAGGAAAAUGGCAUAAAAAGUGGAAAGAAUUUCUUGGUUUGUCUCCUUUUAAUCUAAUUAAAGGUUGGACUCCAGCUGUGGAUCUUUUACCACCUAUGUCUCCCCUUUCCUUUGAUCCUGCCUCCGAGGAAGUAUAUGCAAAAAGUAUUCUUUUGCAGUAUCCUGCUUCACUUCCAGAUACACCCAAACAGCAUAACCAGGAAAAUGAUUGUAGAAGAGCCAGUGAUAUACUGGGAACUGUAUAUGAUUUAACCAACAGCCCUGCUUCUUCCCUGUUUCAUCCAGUUUCAUCAGAUAGAAACAGUGUUACAAUAUUUGAAAAGGACAUGAAGAUUGGAACAUCUAGAGAAAAAACUGAAACAAUUUCUAAGAAAACAUCAGAGUGUGAAGGAGAAGACUUUCCACCGUCAUAUAUUGCAAAGAAAACAGAGAGUAGUGCAUUAGGAGGGCCUCUGCCGGUUAAAAAAAUUGAUCCAUUCCAGAAAGAGCAAGAUCACUUGGCAGAGGAGGUUGUGAGGACAGUAUUAUCUGAUUCACCACAGCCCUCUACAGGAAAAGAAGUAAAAUUAGAGGAACUGAUUGACUGUCUAGUUUCUAACCCAUUCUUAACUAGGAAGCAAAUUCCCCGAACUCCAGAAAACUUGAUCAGUGAUAUUAGGAACUCAUGGAGAAAAGCUGUUAAAAUAGAAGAUAACAGAAGUACAGAAUCAAUUCAAAUGGAUACUGAACAUACAGAAGGUUUUAAGGAUAUUGAUUUUGGCAUAUUACAUGAAACUCUUCCAGAAGAUGUUGGUCGUUUAAGUCUUAAUAGCUCCAAUAGUACAGAGGCUAAUUUUAAACUGGAUCCAAAUAGCCCUAUGCCCAGUAGCAUUUUCCCAGAAGAUGUUGUGGGAGAAAGACAGACUACUCCAAAAUCAGACUCCCAUGUACAGGCUAUUUACAGUAGAUAUGAGGCUCUGAAAAAAUCUUUUAUAAAGAAAAAGGAAGAAACUUACCACUUUAAUUCUGAAAUAUCUGAAAGAUACAAACUAGAAUUGAGCCCUGCUCCUCAAACCAUGCAAACAGAUGAUAUGCUUAACCUUCUGGACACUCAAAAUUUGCAUUCUGAUUAUACAAAAUCAUCUUUACGAAUGUCUGUUGGUGAAAGAAAACAGUCUCUUUCACCACUAAUUAAGUUUUCUCCAGUGGAACAAAGAUUGAGGACCACAAGGCCAUGUAGUCUUGAAGAACUUCCACCUUAUUUAAAAGAAGCAGAAAUCUUGAAUAAGAGCCUUGAUGCAAAAGAAUCGCCAUCUGAGUUGAAGAAAUAA
Messenger RNA from Pipistrellus nathusii (Nathusius's pipistrelle), 2424 nucleotides. The record is from the annotation of a GenBank genome assembly. NCBI's taxonomy places the organism in Eukaryota, Metazoa, Chordata, Mammalia, Chiroptera, Vespertilionidae.